Aspergillus vadensis CBS 113365 is the source of this 237-nucleotide messenger RNA. RefSeq lists its product as uncharacterized. Gene Ontology annotation, molecular function: ribonuclease III activity. The transcript has a single exon. The annotation marks the transcript as partial. Gene Ontology annotation, biological process: RNA processing. NCBI's taxonomy places the organism in Eukaryota, Fungi, Ascomycota, Eurotiomycetes, Eurotiales, Aspergillaceae. The record is from RefSeq and is a predicted model, not a curated record.
AUCAACCAAAUUGUCUCCUGUAUUGCCAGUAAUAUGAACCUUGCCCAGCGGGGGUUCGAACUGGGUCUUAAUCAGUAUAUUUACAAGAAUUCUUUCCAGGGUAAUUUUGUCUCUGAUAAACUGAUGGUAACUACUGUUGAGGCUAUUGUUGGUGCUGUCUUCUUAGAGAUAAGCUGGGAUCGAGCAGCAUUGCAGAGAAUUGUGGAUGUAUUAGGCCGGGUGUGGCCGGAUUCUUGA